Miniopterus natalensis is the source of this 2285-nucleotide messenger RNA. It is a transcript of the gene BAK1, whose product is annotated as BCL2 antagonist/killer 1. Gene Ontology annotation, molecular function: BH domain binding; porin activity. The record is from RefSeq and is a predicted model, not a curated record. Gene Ontology annotation, biological process: extrinsic apoptotic signaling pathway in absence of ligand; intrinsic apoptotic signaling pathway in response to DNA damage; regulation of apoptotic process. Lineage: Eukaryota; Metazoa; Chordata; Mammalia; Chiroptera; Miniopteridae. Gene Ontology annotation, cellular component: mitochondrial outer membrane.
CUAGGUCGAUGCUCAGCCGCUGAGCCACGCCCGGCCAGACUGGAAAAUAAAUCUUAAAUGUGUUGAACAACCUGACUCUUGACUAGCUAUGUGGCCUCAGGCACUAAUCUCUGUGUGCCUCACUUUUCCCACCUGUAAAAUGGGUGUGAUGCUUACCUUGCUGGGUUAAUGUGUGAUUUCCGUGUCUGACACCCCCUGGGGGGUGUUAACACAUGGUAGAAGUAUACCAUAGGUGCUCAGAAAUGUUUGUGUCUAACAGGCCUGAGUUGGAAAACAGGUGUGUUCUGACCAGUCAAGGGGAAGUGGGACCUUCAAGGAUGGCCUCACAGGUCAUUGGCUGGAAGGUGGCAAGCCUGCGGUAAACGUGUGCUGGGCAGGGUACAGGAAGCUCCAGGAGUGAGUGGAACUGACUUGAGAAGCACUAGGGCACUGCUGCGGCCACUCCUGGGGCCCUGGAUGCCAGGUGCAGGUUCCUGCUUGUGAAUCUUGGCUGCUUUGCUUUUGUUACCCCUGAACUCCCCUGAAGAGCUGCCAGUGAAAUGCAAGUGGCUGGAGCUGGACUGUGGGGUCUUCCUGGGAGUCAGGGCCACCUCACCACUGUGCAGCUGUGCAAACCUCUUGUCCCCAUCUUUGCUUUUCUCACCCAUUCCCAGAGGCUAACACUGCCCUCCACUGGGACCUGAAAAAUGGCUUCUGGGCAAGGACCAGGCCCUCCCCGGCAGGGAUGUGAAGAGCCUGCCCAGUCCUCUACUUCGGAGGAGCAGGUAGCCCAGGACACUGAGGAGGUUUUCCGCAGCUACGUUUUUUACCGCCAUCAGCAGGAGCUGGAAGCUGAAGGGGCGGCUGCCCCUGCUGACCCAGAGAUGGUCGCCUUGUCCCUAGAACCUGCCAGCACCAUGGCACAGGUGGGCCAGCGGCUCGCCAUCAUUGGGGAUGCCAUCAACCAGCGCUAUGACGAGGAGUUCCAGACCAUGUUGCAGCACCUGCAGCCAACUGCCGAGAAUGCCUACGAGUAUUUCACCAAGAUCGCCUCCAGCCUGUUUGAGAGCGGCAUCAACUGGGGCCGGGUGGUGGCUCUCCUGGGCUUCGGCUACCGCCUGGCCCUGUACGUCUACCAGCACGGCCUGACCGGCUUCCUGGGCCAGGUGACCCGCUUCGUGGUCGACUUUAUGCUGCAUCACUGCAUUGCCCGGUGGAUUGCACAGAGGGGCGGCUGGGUGGCAGCCCUGGACCUGGGCAACGGCCCCAUCCGGAAUGUGCUGAUAGUUCUGGCUGUGGUUCUGUUGGGCCAGCUUGUGGUACGAAAAUUCUUCAAGUCAUGACCCCAGGAGGGGCCCUUUGGGGUACCAGCUGAGACCCCUGCCUGGACUUCCGCAAAGCCUUCUUCCCUCGUCCCCUCCCCUGCAGGGCUCCCCCCUCAAGAGUACAGAAGCUUUAGUAAGUGGGCACUCCAGCUUUGAAGGGCCCCCGCCUGGGGUCAGUCAGGCUGCAGGGGCACCACAACAUUGCAUGGUGCUAAUUGGCCCCGUCUCUGGGCUCAGCUCUGUCUGCAAGGCUUUGGGGAGAUUGAUAACUUGGGGAAGCAAGAAGCUGGGAGGCACUUUUCCCCAAGAAGUUUUUAACGGUUUUAGCUUUUUAUAAUACCCUUAGGAGGACACCCCCCUCAUUCCCACCACUCUGCCCCAAGCCAGGACAUCUGGGGUCUGGGGGUUAGUAGGCCUACCCUGUGUUCCCCAGGAUCAGCUGUUUGGAACAUAAGAGCUUGAGAGCUGGGCCUGGAGCCCAGUCUUGGCCCUUCCAAAGCAUCAUGUCACCUGAACAGGACUGUCUGGGGUUGGGGGACAAGGACCUACUCAGCUGUCCCCCACCCACCCAUAUUACCUUGGCAAGUGGACUCUCAGGGAUAUAGGGUGUGAGGUGAGGGACCACCAGGUCCCUCCAGAGCUGCCUCCUGAGGUCCUCAGUUCUCUCCCUUCCCCUCACCACUUGCUCCCCAUGCCUUCAUUACUUGUGAGGGCCGCCUGCCCUCCUCACUCCAUAUAAGUAGGGAAGAGGCCUUGGGCGAGUGGAGUACUGAGGACUCCUCCUUGCGCAGACUAUAGGGUUUAGGACUGGUUUGUUAUUGUCAGGGAAAGGGGGUAGGGCACUAAUCUUGAGGUUUCUGAGAGGGCUAUUAACAUCACUAGAAACCCCAAGGUUGGGAUCCUCCCUCAUGGCCUGGGCACAGUGUAAUCUGGGGGUGUGGAGGGGCAACUGUGAAUAAAUACUUGAAUUCUACCCCAAAA